GUUCAGGGAUCGACUGCGUGGACUGGAAUCUCACGUUUGCCAUUAUCAUCGCAUCGACGAUCGAUUCUAUUUUACUUCCAGAAAAGAUGGCGGACCGAACCCCUGGUGGCUCUCAGAAAGCUAGCGCUAAGGCGCUGCUUGAGAGCAAACUCAAGUCUUUCAGCAUUGGAAAAAUGGCUGUGGCAAAGAGGACUCUAAGCAAGAAGGAACAAGAUGAAAUCAAGAAAAAGGAAGAUGAGCGGGCAGCGGCCGAGAUUUAUGAGGAGUUUCUUGCUGCGUUCGAAGGAGGAGGAGAGGGUAAAGUCAAGGCCUUUGUCCGUGGCGGCAUUGCGAAUGCGACAAAAGAAGAAGCAGCUGCUGAUGAGAAGAAAGGAAAGUUGUACAAACCCAAGUCACGUUUUGAGACCCAACCAAAAAGCAUCUUGCCUUUGGAAACCCCACCACAAUUUUUAGCUUUAGACAAAAGACAUAGUUUGAAGAAAAGUACUGAAAAGGAAAAGAAGAAGAGUAAUUUGGAGCUUUUCAAAGAAGAACUUAAACAAAUACAGGAAGAAAGGGAUGAAAGACAUAAGAUGAAAGGACGCGUUAGUCGAUUCGAACCCCUCCCUGGCGCGGACGGAAGACGCUCAUCGGAUGGUUCUUCAAGAAGAAACCGUCCGUCCAGUGUUUUGGAUGAUUGCGCUCCAGGCUCCCAUGACGUCGGAGACCCGUCCACUACGAACUUGUAUCUUGGAAACAUCAAUCCACAGAUGAACGAGGAGAUGCUUUGUCAAGAGUUUGGCCGCUACGGUCCAUUGGCCAGUGUGAAAAUCAUGUGGCCAAGGACAGACGAGGAGAGGGCUCGGGAGAGGAACUGUGGCUUUGUGGCUUUCAUGAACAGGAGGGAUGCUGAGCGAGCACUCAAGAACCUAAAUGGAAAGAUGAUAAUGAACUUUGAGAUGAAAUUAGGAUGGGGCAAAGGUGUGCCUAUUCCACCUCAUCCCAUCUACAUCCCUCCUUCCAUGAUGGAGCAUACACUCCCACCGCCUCCCUCUGGCCUACCCUUCAACGCACAGCCACGGGAGAGGCUAAAAAACCCCAAUGCUCCCCUGCUUCCUCCACCCAAAAACAAGGAGGAGUUUGAGAAGACUCUGUCGCAAGCCAUAGUCAAAGUGGUUAUCCCAACAGAAAGGAAUUUGCUCUCUCUCAUCCACCGAAUGAUCGAGUUUGUGGUGCGUGAAGGCCCAAUGUUUGAAGCCAUGAUCAUGAACAGAGAAAUCAACAAUCCCAUGUACAGAUUUUUAUUUGAGAACCAGAGUCCAGCACAUGUAUACUACAGAUGGAAGCUCUACUCCAUACUACAGGGUGAAGCACCAGUUAAAUGGAGAACGGACGACUUUAGGAUGUUUAAAAAUGGCUCUCUAUGGCGCCCACCUCCUCUUAAUCCAUACCUCCACGGUCCUUAUGAUGAUGGAGAGGAGGAGGAAGAAGAGGAGGAAUCCAGCAAGAAAGGCUGCUUGAAAGAGGAUGAGCGGGACAAACUGGAGGAGAUGCUGCGUGGUUUGACUCCCAGGAGGGGAGACAUCGCUGAAGCCAUGCUGUUCUGUCUCAGCCACGCCGAAGCUGCUGAAGAGAUAGUGGAGUGUAUCACAGAGUCCCUCUCCAUCCUUAAGACCCCUCUACCCAAAAAGAUUGCACGGUUAUAUUUAGUUUCUGAUGUGCUGUAUAACUCUUCAGCCAAAGUGUCCAAUGCAUCAUACUACAGAAAAUAUUUUGAGACGAAGCUCUGUCAGAUUUUCGCAGACCUCAACGCCACAUACAAAACGAUACAGGGUCACCUUCAGUCUGAGAACUUUAAGCAACGGGUGAUGUCGUGUUUCCGGGCGUGGGAGGACUGGGCCGUGUAUCCGGACCCCUACCUCAUCAAGCUCCAGAACAUCUUCCUGGGUCUAGUUAAUCUCACGGUGGAGAAGGAGCCCGUGACCCUCGUCGUUGAGGCUGAGCCGACAGAAGACAUCGACGGGGCUCCUAUAGGUGAGUUUGUGGAUAACACUCUGCUGGAGGACGUGGACGGGGUGCCGAUCGACGCAGGGCCCAUGGACGGGGCACCGAUCGAUGGAGCACCACUGGACGACCUGGAUGGAGUACCAAUCAAGCAACUGGAAGAAGACAUCGACGGGAUACCUUUUGAUCAGUCUAAGGAAACAGCCUUCAAGGUGGCGCCCUCAAAAUGGGAAGCAGUGGAGGAGUCCGAGCUACAGGCUCAAGCUGUGACAACCUCAAAAUGGGAAAUCUUUGAGCAGCCGGAAGAAACGAAAAAGAAUGAGGAGGACAGCGAUGACGAUGACAGGACGCCGCGCUCAGAGGAUAAUCAGAGCUACUCCAACCCCAUCAGAGAGGACUCGGAUACUAAGGCCAAGACGUCCGAAAUGAACGAGGAGAAGCGCAUCAAGCUGAGAGAGAUAGAGGUUAAAGUCAUGAAGUUCCAGGAUGAGCUAGAAUCUGGGAAAAGACCAAAGAAGCCCGGCCAGAGUAUUCAGGAGCAGGUGGAGCACUACAGGGACAAACUACUACAAAAGGAAAAGGAAAAAGAGAAACUUGAACGGGAAAAGGAGAAGGAGAAGAAAGAAAAGGAGAAAGCGGAGGCACGGUUGAAGGAGCUGAAGAAGGAAAAGGAGAAGGAGGACACGCCGACCAGAAAAGAGAGACGUUUGUCCCCUCCGGUUGAUAGGAAGCGGCGUCACAGCGGUUCGCCCAGUCCGACGCGGAGCAGCAGCAGACGAGGCCGGUCGUCCUCGCCCCGUUCGGAGCGCUCCGAAAGAUCGGAACGCUCCGACCGGUCGUACUCGAAAGACACCACUUCACGCUCUUCCCAUAAAGACUCACCACGAUCCAGCAACAAAAAGUCAUCCAAAAGAUCUCCCUCAUUGCCUCGCACACCUAAACGAUCCAGAAGGUCACGCUCCAGGACACCCAAGAAAUCAACUAAAAAGUCCCGCUCCAAAUCAAGAUCUCCACACCGAUCUCACAAAAAAUCAAAGAAGAGUAAACACUGACGUCUUUUCCUCGGAUCCCCCCCCCGAACCAGCCUUUUCUCCUCCUGCCCCUUCCACCAUGUUGUAUAAAAGAUUGACUGAGUGGGCAGCUACAGAUCUCUGCCCGGACGUUGAUGUGAGGACAAUGGAGAGUGGAGGGUGUUGCAUGGGUUUCCAUCUGGUGUAUCAAAGAGAUGGGGCCGCUGCUGUUUUAUAUUGUAAAGAAGAAAAAAAAAGAUUAAUGUGCUUGUGUGUCCUGAUUUCCCAUCACCUCCAAACGGAAUUCAUCCAUGGUGUAGACCGCGCCCAUAAAGGGUGUGAGGACAAUAGUCUUAUAUUCAUGCUGUCAUUCUCUGUUUUUGUAGUUCACAUUAAAAAGGAUUCCUAAUAAA
This is a messenger RNA of Mugil cephalus (flathead mullet), 3406 nucleotides long. RefSeq names its product U2 snRNP-associated SURP domain containing. Lineage: Eukaryota; Metazoa; Chordata; Actinopteri; Mugiliformes; Mugilidae. Gene Ontology annotation, biological process: RNA processing. The transcript is spliced from 26 exons. Gene Ontology annotation, molecular function: RNA binding. Gene Ontology annotation, cellular component: nucleus. Bases 87 to 3035 code for a protein of 982 amino acids. The record is from RefSeq and is a predicted model, not a curated record.